Erpetoichthys calabaricus (reedfish) is the source of this 2471-nucleotide messenger RNA. Its product is annotated as peroxisomal succinyl-coenzyme A thioesterase-like. NCBI's taxonomy places the organism in Eukaryota, Metazoa, Chordata, Cladistia, Polypteriformes, Polypteridae. The record is from RefSeq and is a predicted model, not a curated record. Gene Ontology annotation, molecular function: fatty acyl-CoA hydrolase activity. The transcript is spliced from 12 exons. The coding region runs from base 547 to 2004 and encodes 485 amino acids. Gene Ontology annotation, biological process: fatty acid metabolic process; acyl-CoA metabolic process.
CCUGCCCAUGGCGACACAUUAGCCAAACUCACUCAAUAGUCCAAAAGCAGUAGAAUUCGCUUCGCAUUACACUGCCGCCUCUCCACAAUUUACUGCCAUCUCUGAAGCACAUCACGCGGGAAGAACUACGAUAUUUAAAUGGCACUACAGUGCAUUAAAUUACGUCGACUCUCUUUUUUUCUAACAUGUUUACAACGGGAUAAGUUUCGCCGUCAUAUUUCAAGUGAGGUUUCAUUGGAAAAACGACACCACCUCUUCUUCAGAUGUUCAUCCACCCUAUUGACUAGUGCUGUUGUUCGGCCUGUCAAUCACUUCUGCUGCAUCCAUCAUUUGCAUAAAGCACUUCUCAAUGCCGCACACAGUGUGUAAGUUAGCAUGAUAGUAAUAAAUAUCAACAAAUAAAAAAACACAGUUCAUCUCAUUUGCUUUUUUUUUCUAUUUUCUUCUUUGUCUUUCGGUUGCUCCCAUUAUGGGUCGCCACAAUGGAUCAUCAGCUUCCAUAUUUUCUUGUCCUCUGCAUCUUGCUCUGUCACACCCACCGCCUUCAUGUCCUCUCUCACCACAUCCAUGGCACAACAUUUAAUUAAAUCAGUCAAAGUGUUUUUGAGAUUUUGCAGAAGACAGGACGAUAUGGAAAAAGAUGAUCCACUGUGGCAACCCCUAACAGGAGCAGCCGAAAGAAGUUUUUCUGCUGUUGAAGAUUUAAAGUCAGAAAAUGAGACCAGAAUAUCACCAAAAAUUAUUGCACAACCAACAAGAGGACUUGUGGAUGAAAAGAUAUACAUCCGCGUUUCAAACCUGAUACCAAACAAAAAAUUUACCUUGAGAUGUUUGCUUCAGUCUGAAGAUAAAGACCUCUGGCAUGCAUAUGGACAUUACAUAAGUGAUGACAUAGGAGUGGUAAAUGUUGCUGAAGAUGUGUGCCUAGGAGGAUCAUAUACUGGUAAAGAGCCAAAUGGAUUAAUUUGGAGUUUAAAACCAGUUCCUGGAAGCAGACCUGCUCUGAGAUUAAGAAAACAGAAUGUAUUUAUUCCCUUUCUGUUAAACAUUUCAGUGCACAAUGGGCACAUAAAUGAUGAUUUUAAAGAUGCAUGUUCUUUAGCACUUACUGUAAUGGAACGCUGGUACAUUGCUCCAGGAGUGUCUAGAAUAGAAGUUAGAGAGAAUGGUAUUCAUGGAACUCUUUUCCUUCCACCAGGUCCUGGACCAGUCCCUGGAAUUUUAGACUUAUGGGGAGGAGGAGGCGGGCUAGUGGAAUAUCGUGCUGCAUUGCUUGCCUCUCAUGGUUAUGCUUCUCUUGCUUUGGAGUACAUUUCCACUGGGAAAAAAUCAACAAGUUUGAACAAUGUUGACCUUAAGUAUUUUGAGGCAGCACUUCACUUCCUUAAAAGCCACCCCAAAGUUUCAAAUGAACAAAUUGGUGUUUUUGGCCUGUCAUUUGGAACAUCAGUGGCUCUUAAUAUUGCAGCAAACCAAAACAGGAUUAGUCCUAAAUGUUUGGUUUGUAUCAGUGGAAGCCAUUCUGUUAAAAUUGAUGGUUCGCUUGCUGAUGUCUUUGCUGAUAUAGAAAUAAAUACUGGAAAAUCUAAGAUUGAUGAAAAUAAUCACGUCAUUUGGAGAGAGUUUAAUCUUCCAAGACUUGCUGAUCCAAGUAACAAAGUUAAAGUGGGAAAUAUUAAGUGUCCCCUUUUGUUGAUUGCUGGUGAUGAUGAUCAAAAUUGGAUUGCAGUUGAAUCUGCUAAAGAUAUGGAGAAUAUGAUGAAGGCAGCUGGAAAUGAACAUCUGUUGACUACAAUAAUUUAUCCUAAAGCUGGGCAUCUUAUAGAACCUCCCUACAGUCCCCAUAUUCGUUUCAGCAAUUAUAUUAUUUUAGGUGAAAAACAGAAAGUUGUGAUGUUAUGGGGAGGCCAAACAAAGGAGCAUUCAUUUGCACAGGAAGACUCUUGGGAGAAGAUCUUGGAUUUUUUAUACCUUCAUCUGUACAGUUCUAGUUCUAAAUUAUGAUCAUUUUAAGAGGUAGCAGCUAAAUCAAAUUAAAAUCAAAUGCACAAGUUUCUCUGCACUUUGUACACAUGACUGGACAUCACAUCUUCUGAAGUUUUGCUUCCUGAAAAUGUGUUGGUGAUUAUGAUAGAGUAUUUUAAGCUGGACAGACAUACACUUUCAGAUUGACUGCAUCAAGUAGGAAUUUGGAGAAACAUGAAAUUUAAUUUAGCAUAUUUUAUUACAUAAUGAUGCAGACACAUUCCAUUAGUUAAACUGAGCUAGAAAUGUUUUUUCUGUCAUUUUUGUUUGUACUCAGCAAGUGGAGCUUCUUAUUUCAGUGUCCAAAAAGAGUCAGCUAGUAUUGAUGGACUCCAUUUGCCCUGAUACUGCUUUUUCAUCCUUGCAAUUCCCUUGUGAAAUCUUUCACCAUGUUUGUCACUGACUGCACCAAGUAAAGAAAUAAAAUUGUGAAUGCAGAAAAUAAA